CACCCUGCCACCAUCCUCUAUCAAGGUCACUCUGGUUUCUGACUGUUCGUCGCCACCUUCUGUCCUUCCAAAAAACGCAGACUGAUAUCGGUAGUAUCUCUCUUUUUGACAAGCCAAGCUCAGACCUAACCUGGCCCGAUCGAAUCUAAUCCAGUUCUGACAAUUGACAGACAGGUUAUCCCAGCAGCAUGUAUGCAAUGCAACCUCAUACACUGCCUAGCCAAGCAAAUACUAAAGCAAUCUUCGACGAGCCUGACAUAGCCCAAGAGUUUGCUUGCAUCUUGGCAUCCUUCGACUUUGAGUAUUCUAGUCUAUUCCUCCGGUCACCGAUCUUCCCUUAUCCUACACUCUAUUGUCACCUUCUCACUUGGGAAGGGAUCCGAAUAUCAUACCAGAGCAAACCAACAUCAGACCAGGCCUCCCUGCACAAGCUCACUAGAUAUCAAGAAAUAUCCACACCUCUUCAAAGCUCCCAAAGUUCCCAUCCCAAACCCACAAACAGCUCCGGGUAUCCACGUUGGCUAGAAUCGAUUAUGCUGGCGUGGCUGGGCAAGGCUUCCUCGUCCUAUUCGUUGUUCUUACCUCCUCCUUCCUUGCCACUACCUUGCUACACCCCAUCCCACUCCCGGUGACGUCUUUGUCGAGGAUGUUGAUGCAACUAUGCUGUUUUGUUGACGGCCGACUGGCAAUUCUAGCAUGCCCGCUCGAUGAUCGUCGUUCACCUGCUCUUGGUAGCUUGGUAGCACAAAAGCUACCCCGGUACGUCCGGUUAAAGGUGCGCGUGAAACGACAACAAGUGGAGGUUUGUGACAUGUUGCCUGAGGUAGGAACUGUUUUCAAAUGGACAUCUGACCAACCGAGUUCUUGAUCUUAAUGAUCGCCUGGCCCCAAGUCCCUCGUACGUUUGCUUCUACACUCUCGCUUCUGGGUACAGCAAAUUCGACAUGAAGGCCAAUUUAACGAAGACUGCAGUCGCACUUCUUGCGACUGUACCACUCGCUCGUGCCAUCACACCAGAACAGAUGCUCGCUGCCCCUAGAAGAAGCACGGUCAUCCCUAGUCCUUCUGGUGAUAUCGGUGUGUUCUCAUCCACCACAUACGACUGGGACGAGCACAAAAGCUCGACUGUUUGGAAUACUCUCAACUUGACCAGUGGGGAGAUAUCAACGCUCUUCAAUGGGUCAGACAUUUCUGAAUUUCUUUUCGUGGGACCCAACGCUACCAGCAUCCUCUACCUGAACGGUACCAACGAAGAAGAGGACGGAGGCGUAAGCCUGUAUGCAGGUGAUAUUGAUUCCUUUGAUGAAGCAUACCUUGUUGCUUCCUUUCCCGCGCCUUAUUCUGGCCUCAAAGCCACUACUACGUCCUCCGGGGACAUCCACUUCGUUUUCAAUGCCGAGGCGUACCCUAAUGGGACCGCAUACAAUGAGGACUUAGCUGAGGAGCCUCGUAGCUCGGCAAGAGUCUACGAUUCAAUCUAUGUGCGUCACUGGGAUGUUUGGCGCUCUGAGCGAAGGAAGAAUGUAUUUUCCGGUGUUUUAUCGGGUGGGGGCGACGGCUUUUCGCUCUCAGGAAAUUUAACCAACCUGGUCACUGGUCUCGAAAGUGUCACCAAAGCUGAGAGCCCCAGUGUCUUUGGAGACGAUUCCUCGGAGUAUGAUAUAUCGCCAGAUGGUGCUUGGGUUGUCUUCAACACAAAGAACAUCAACCUUCCCGAAUCCAACUUUACUUCCUCUCAGAUAUAUCUGGUACCAUGCAACCGAUCCAGCGAACCAGUACCAAUCAAUGCUAUUGGCGUUCUUUCAACGCCUGCCGAAGUCGAGGGCGGGACCGCUGGGCCUACCUUCUCUCCUGAUAGUAGUCGAAUCGCCUACUUGCAGCAAGACGAGAUCUUCUAUGAAUCUGACCGGUACAAAAUCUACAUCGCCGAAAUUGCUGCUGAUGAUUUCAACAUCACAGUCCUCGCAGAAGACUGGGACCGGAGCCCUGGUCACAUCGUGUGGACUGAGGACGGCUCGUCACUUUUUGUGAGUGCAGCUGAUCAAGGCACCACUCGAGUGUUUGAGAUUCCCCUAUCUGCAGGGCCCAGCUUUGUCCCAACAGCAAUCUCUGGUAAUGGCACGGUUGCAGACUUCGACCUUCUCCCUGAUGGAAACAUCUUGAUCUCUGACAGCAAGAUUUGGUCCUCCAGAGAUGUCUAUGUCAUCUCACCGAAUGGUACACUUGUGGCUGACCUACUUCGAGCCAACGAAAUUGAUGAAGGGCUUGCAGGGCUUGGACCACAAGAUGUGACACAGAUCUUUACUCAAGGUAGCAUUGAUACAGUCCAGUCCUGGGUGGUCACACCAACUGGGUUCGAUCCAGAAAAGAGAUACCCUCUCGCUUACAUCGUGCACGGAGGCCCUCAGUCAGCUCACAUGAACAGCUGGAGCACACGAUGGAAUUUCAAAGUUUGGGCCGACCAAGGUUACGUAGUCGUUGCACCAAACCCGGUAGGGUCGAACAGCUUCGGCGAGGCCUUCCAAGAUGCCAUCCAGAACAACUGGGGAACGUAUCCCUACGAGGAUCUCGUGGCUGUGUGGGAAUACGUUGACGCCAAUCUUUCCUUUGUCGACACCGAUAAUGGCAUCGAGGCAGGUGCAUCUUACGGUGGAUUCAUGACCAAUUGGAUUCAAGGCCACGACCUCGGACGCAAAUUCAAGGCACUGGUUACGCAUGAUGGAGUCACCAACACCGUUGGAAACUAUGCCACUGAGGAAUUGUGGUUCAUGCAGCGUGAUUUCAACGGAACUCUGUGGGAUAAUCGUGACAACUAUGAAAGGUUCAACCCAAUCAAUCAUAUUGUGAAUUGGUCCACUCCCCAUUUCGUCAUCCACAACGACCUUGACUUCCGUCUACCUGUCUCUGAAGGCAUUUUCCUCUUCAACGUUUUGCAGGAGCGCGGCGUUCCUAGCCGAUUCCUCAACUUCCCGGACGAGAAUCACUGGGUCCUCAACCGCGAGAAUUCCCUCGUCUGGCAUACCGAGAUCUUUAACUGGAUCAAUUACUGGUCCGGAGUCAGCAACGCCACCUCUCCAUGACGAGGUUAUUUGCCGAUGCAAACGAUCACCGUGUCGAUUGGUUUCUACCGAUCUUAGAUGAUUUAGCAACAUUAAAACCGAGAAGCCACCACGGCAGAGCUAAUAAUGAAUAAUACUGAUGCCAAUUGAGA
Molecule: messenger RNA, 3211 nt
Organism: Exophiala mesophila
Lineage: Eukaryota; Fungi; Ascomycota; Eurotiomycetes; Chaetothyriales; Herpotrichiellaceae
Exons: 6
Coding region: 945-3080 (711 amino acids)
Biological process (GO): proteolysis
Molecular function (GO): serine-type endopeptidase activity
Source: RefSeq, a predicted model, not a curated record